CCCGCAUGCAGGCACAGACACACACAGACCCCUCCCCCUGUCCACUCCGCCCAGGACUCAGCAUCGGAGCCGCUGCAGAGCGUGCCACCUGCAGGCCCUGCCAGCCCUCCCCCUCUCUCUCCCCCGAAGGGUUUUUCCAGCCGAAGCCUCCCUCCCUCUGCUGCAAUCUCUGGAAACCUGUGUCUGACGCUUUCAGUCGGCAUUUUUAUUUAUUUAUUUUCCUGCCGCCGAGACCCUCCUGGCGGGAGAGCUGCAGCCGGGACAGGGCAGGCGGGGCGUUGCAGGGACUCGGAGGCAGAGGACGGAGGAAAGCGCACUCCAGAGCCCUCAGCCCGCUCCUCAGGCCCGGCCAGCCGGCAGGGGCCAUGAGCACCAGGCAGGAAUCCGAGAGGGAGGAGGGCGACCCCGGCCGGAGGGGACAGAAGGAGGCAGCGCUUCGGGACCGAGCCCACCUGAGCCAGCGGCGGCGGCUCAGACAGGCCACCCAGUUUGCGCACAAGGACUCUGCCGACCUGCUCCCGCUGGACAGCCUCAAGAGGCUGGGCACCUCCAAGGACUUGCAGCCACACAGCGUGAUCCAAAGACGGCUGGUGGAGGGAAGCCAGAGUCACCUCCAGGCUGAGUCUACCUGGGUGCAGGCCCUGCUCCACAGCGAGGAGAGCGAGAGCAGGACCAGCAAGGCAGGCCCCCCAGCUCUGCUGGUCAGCUGCAGGUGCCGGGACCAGGUGCUCAGGGUGGCCGUGGACACAGGCACACAGCACAAUCAGAUCUCCGCAGGAUGCCUCAGCCGUCUGGGGAUAGGGAAGAAGGGCCUGAAAGCCCCAGGUGGGGACCCGGCACCUGGGCCCCCAACCCAGGUGGAGCAGCUGGAGCUACAGCUGGGCCAGGAGACAGUGGCGUGUUCAGCCCAGGUGGUGGAUGACGAGAGUCCCGAGUUCUGUCUUGGACUGCAGACUCUUCUUGCCCUCAAGUGCUGCAUCGACCUGGAACACGGAGUGCUGCGGCUGCGAGCCCCCUUCUCUGAGCUGCCCUUCCUGCCUUUGUGCCAAGAGCCUGGCCAGUGAUGCCUCUUCCCUUCAGUCCACAGGGGGAAGGACCUCACCUUAGGGGGAGCACCAUGUGGGACAUGGGGCAUUACUAGAGCCAGGUAGCUGGGGACUACUCUGUCCCUUUUGUCACCAUCCUGACCUUGCUCAGUUGGCCUCCCUCCUCUCUGCUUCUCGGCCACACCCUCCCCCCAGGGGCGGUUGUCCCCAGAGCAGGUCCUGGUCUCAGGGCUCUGGCUCUCCUGGUCUUUCCCCUCCAAAAAAGACUGAAGAAAAGGGCAUAAACAAAAAUGGGGUGCAGGCUGGGCCCUGGGCAUGGUAGGAACUGGCCUGAGUCAAGCUGCCGUCUCCUGUCCUCCACCUGUCCCCAGCUCCACCCUAAACACCUGACUGCCUUCAUGCCUGUCUUCCCUACCUUCAGAAACUGGUUCUCUCUCACACCUAGACUACCAUACCUCACCAGCCUGGGUCCCUGUUCCUACUGGGGCCUUCCUUUCUGGCUCUGCACACAGUUGAGUCUGAGAAGAAGUAGUAAACAGAACAACUCAAUACAACAGGAAGGUGAGUUGGGAGAGGGGUACCUGGCGCACAAGGCUGGCAGCGCUGUCACCUUUCCUGGGGCAGCAAAUGUCUGAAACCAGUUAUUCUCUGAUGCCCUGUGCAAAACCUUGGGUAUACAUCUACUGUUUGCUCCAGAUAUUUAUCUUUCUCCACUUGCUUUUCAGCCACUGGGCCCCUACACAGGGUGUGUGUGGAAGAGCCUUGCAGAGAAUUGUCCCCACGAGGUGGGCAGGACUGUGGGGCAGUCAGUGCUCAGACUUAACCUAACCAGUUGACCCCGUCAGACCUCCCCACCCAUCUCUGGCCUCCUGGCUUGAGCUUGUCUGAUUUUGGUAUCAGUGGCUUUCUAUCCCCUGCCAGACCCUGAGCCAAAGGAAAGAGACAAGGAAUCUGACUUCAUCAUGAAGGCAGCAACUCAAACUUUAAGGAUCCAGACCCCUGAGUGUCUCCCUGGCUGGUCCGUGUCUCUGAAGUCAUGGAUUAGGGGUAGAGGAAGCCAGAUGUAACUAACUUGAACCAGGAAACUAGGAUCCAUGGGCCUGGGGUAGGUUAAGGGAAGACCCAGGACGCAAGGAGCUGCCCCAGGCCCCCCUGCCCUCAGGAGAGGUGAGGGGCUGCCCAUCACUGUGCAGCGGUGCCCUGGUCCCUCACUGCUCUGCUCCAUGGUCCCUGCUCCCCUGGUCCUUUCCCUUCUGCUUCCUCCUGCUUCUGUAACUGCAGACCCCAGGGCAGGCCUUCAGCUCAGCUGCUUCUCCUCUUAAUAAACAGCUGUUUUUCUGUGCUGACAUCCUCCUCCAGUCUUCCUUUAUGUUGAUCAGGCUGAAUGGUAUCUCUGCCCUUGGACCCUUACAGAAAGGAAAUGUGAAUGUGGACUUUUCCCUGGGUUGAUCCAUCUGGCUGGCAUCAGUAUAAUUGAGAGCAAU
Manis pentadactyla (Chinese pangolin) is the source of this 2530-nucleotide messenger RNA. RefSeq names its product nuclear receptor interacting protein 2 (gene NRIP2). NCBI's taxonomy places the organism in Eukaryota, Metazoa, Chordata, Mammalia, Pholidota, Manidae. Bases 6 to 1064 code for a protein of 352 amino acids. The record is from RefSeq and is a predicted model, not a curated record. The transcript has 6 exons.